ACGUCCCAAUCCUCAUCAGCGGUUGAUUAAAGGCGGUGGGGGCAGGGAUCAAACGCGCCGCAUCUCCAAGCGUGUGUGUGAGUGUGUAUGCCUGCACUGAGGCAACCCGCACACAGCCGACAGACAAUAAACUAGCUUAGCCGGGACAAAAACAGCAGAAAAAUGGCCGGUGGCAGCUCCCUGGAAGCCGUGAAGAAGAAAAUCAAGUCGUUGCAGGAGCAGGCCGAUGCUGCGGAGGACCGGGCAGCGUUAUUACAGCGGGAACUGAACCAGGAGAGGAGUUCGAGGGAAACAGCUGAGGGUGAUGUAGCUUCACUGAACAGACGUAUCCAGCUGGUUGAGGAGGAGUUGGAUCGUGCUCAGGAGCGUCUGGCCACAGCUCUGACCAAGCUGGAGGAGGCUGAGAAGGCUGCUGAUGAGAGCGAGAGAGGCAUGAAGGUCAUUGAGAACAGGGCAAUGAAGGACGAGGAGAAGAUGGAGCUGCAGGAGAUCCAGCUUAAGGAGGCCAAACACAUUGCUGAGGAGGCUGACCGCAAAUACGAAGAGGUGGCCCGUAAGCUGGUGAUCAUUGAGAGUGACUUGGAACGUACAGAGGAGCGUGCUGAGCUGUCUGAGAGCAAAUGCUCUGAGCUUGAGGAGGAGCUGAAGACCGUGCAGAACAACCUGAAGUCUCUGGAGGCCCAGGCAGAGAAGUACUCACAGAAGGAGGACAAGUACGAGGAGGAGAUCAAGGUCCUGACAGACAAGCUGAAGGAGGCUGAGACCCGUGCUGAGUUCGCUGAGAGAUCAGUCGCCAAGCUUGAGAAGACCAUCGAUGACCUGGAGGACCAUCUAUACAAGCAGAUUGAGAAUAACCGUCUUCUGACCAAUGAGCUGAGAGUAGCCUUAAACGAGGCAUAAACUGGAACGGGCUCUCGUAUGCAUUAAUUUUACUGAAACUCGAAUGUCAAGGAAUAUUGUCUAAUGCUGUUAUAAAAAAACGAGUAUCGGCAAAGGGGUCUGUGACACAGCUACACUAAACAAGCAACGCUUUCAAUAAAUGGGAGUACCAGUGGAAGAUUUUCACAUAAUGCAUGUUCAAACUGCAGUUUUUAAGUGGGAGGUCAGGAAACCUCAGUUUAGCAAAAUUAUGGAUUGGGGUUGAUAAAGUUUGUCAGUUAUUGUCAGGGCUGUAGCGCAUGGAUUGGGAUGUGAUCUGCGCUGUGCUGCUGUUUGUGGGGUGAAGGCUGAUGCUGGUUCUUGAAGCCCACAGCUGUGGAAAAUUUAAAAUCUCACAAGGAAUCUAAAACUCUUCCUCAAUUCUUGAACCACAGUCAAGUUUUCAGCUCAAAAAUUCAAUUACAAACUGAUGUAGUGCUUUCACCAAUGGUGUGUUCAAAGAAGUUUAACUUGCUCUGCUUUGUUGCAAUUGGAUGUAGUUCACUAGUUUUUAUUGGUAGCAUUUCAUGUCAGUUUUUUGAGUUGAGUUUAACACAUUUGAUUUUGAUGAUGUUUCUGAACUUGUGAUCUUCUCAAGCAAAUCUGAGUGGGCAUAAUGGACUGUCUCCACCCCCUCUUACCAGAAAUGCCUUAUAUGUAGACUAUUAAAUCUAUUUAAGGCUAAAAUGUAGCACAGGUGGAGAUUUUAUUAUUUGGCAUGUAGCAGCAAGGAUGCAGUGUUAUGUGCCUACUAAAUGACAGAGCGGCCUGUUUGGACCACUCUGAAACCUGCAGGUGCUGCAUUUCUCAGAAAUCAAAUGAUCACACAUGGAAUGUAUAAUGAUGAUAAAGACAGAAUAGUAUUGGACCUAAUUGUGGAGGGAAAUGGAUGUCUAUGCGUAAAGGGGACAUCCAUCAUUUAGGAUUUAAUCAGAGCUCAGAUUAAAUUUUUGAAGUUAGCUUUUUUUUGUUGUUGUUUAACCUAAAAACUGUUUGGUGAGAGUGCUUGGACUUGAUAAUGUAAGCCAUGUGCAUCAUUCAAAUCCACUGCCAGGUCAAACUUGACUGGAAAAUGGACCAUCCUUUGUUCCCAGACACAGCUCAUGCAGUCCUGGCUACAGCCCUGUCUAUAGCUGAAGUGUCACAUUUACAGUAUGAUUCCUUGUCAAAAUGGAAUUUCGGUUUUGUGGAAUUGGCUCACAGUUAACUAACAUAAGUUGUGGGGAUGUAUUCACGUAAUGAAUGUUGAUCUUCUACCAAAAACUGACACUGGGAGGUGAAAUUUCUCAAUCUUAUGAGGUUUGCAGCAACACCCAGCACGUUUGUCACUGUUACACUGAACUAGAGCUUUGUCUGUUUAUACUCUGCUUCUUUGCACCAUCUGUUUUUAUGGUUUUUUUUUAACUAAUGCAAUGCAAUGCUAUAUUAACAGAUAAACUCAGACGUGCAAAAGAAGAGGGCCUGAGCAUAAAGCAGAUGCUGGAGCAGACUCUAAUGGAGAUGGUUAACCUUUGACCCAGCUCUGGUCCUCUACCCCACAUUGCUUCAUGUGCUCUGAACAUGGCUGGUUCCCGCAUACAGCUGCUACUCAUAAUGUGGGGACUUGUGUCUAUUUGUCUCCUCUGACCUUGUCAACUUGAAGACACUAGCUCUACGCAAGGUAGCAGAAUGAGCUUUGGUGAGCUAAAGUUCAACUACACUGUUCGUAACGCACUGUAUUCAAAGGUCAGUUUAAAUUCACUGUAUAUCGCUAAUGGUUUACAUGAAUAUGUUGGGAAUUAGCACUUUUUGGGGAAAAUACUGCACAUAAUCAUCAUGAAUGAAGCCAUAAUUUAAGCCAAGGUUAUAUAAAAGGGAAUUUUAUUAUAUGUACUCUUGUAAAGUUGCUCGUGUGUCCAUUUCUUCUGUAUUGUGAAUUCCGUGUCAGUGAUGCUGUUCACUUCCAGUUUAGUGAGGAAGAAGUUCUUAGAAUGGUUGCGAAUGUACUGUGUUGUUUCAGCUAAGCGGAAGACAUGCUUUUGCGCUAUAUUCACGUUUCUGUUGCUUGUCUUGAUGUUUUCUAAAAACUUGUUUGAUUUUUGUCUCUCCCAUUUUAUCUUGGAAAUGUAAAAAUCACGAAUAAAAAGUUGAAUCAA
This is a messenger RNA of Acanthochromis polyacanthus (spiny chromis), 3053 nucleotides long. RefSeq names its product tropomyosin alpha-1 chain-like. Lineage: Eukaryota; Metazoa; Chordata; Actinopteri; Pomacentridae. The coding region runs from base 163 to 900 and encodes 245 amino acids. Gene Ontology annotation, biological process: cardiac muscle contraction; actin filament organization. Gene Ontology annotation, molecular function: actin filament binding. Gene Ontology annotation, cellular component: actin filament. The record is from RefSeq and is a predicted model, not a curated record. The transcript has 8 exons.